Trematosphaeria pertusa is the source of this 1713-nucleotide messenger RNA. Its product is annotated as MFS general substrate transporter. Gene Ontology annotation, molecular function: transmembrane transporter activity. NCBI's taxonomy places the organism in Eukaryota, Fungi, Ascomycota, Dothideomycetes, Pleosporales, Trematosphaeriaceae. The record is from RefSeq and is a predicted model, not a curated record. The coding region runs from base 1 to 1713 and encodes 570 amino acids. Gene Ontology annotation, biological process: transmembrane transport. The transcript is spliced from 3 exons.
AUGAGGAGCAGGAAAGAGCACGCCAGCGAGCUAGGCGUGAACGCAUUCGACGACGCAUCAAGAGCGAGUCCCCGCUCCGUAUCGAUGAAACAGCCGAACUACCCAUCAGAACCAUCCCACCUUCCCACGAACCAGCAUACUUCGAAUCUUCCAAGUGGAGCGCGCUUGGCUGUCUUGGUGACUUGUAUCUGUACGGCUGUGUUCUUGCAGGCGUUGGAUACUACGAUUAUCUCGACUGCUAUUCCAAAGAUUGUCAAGCAGUUCCAUUCCCUCUCUGAUGUGGGUUGGUACGGCUCAGGUUAUUUCCUUACCACGUGUGCUUGCCAGCUCAUCUGGGGCCGCAUCUAUACUUUCUACAACCUCAAAUACGGUUACUUGGUCGCCAUCACCAUCUUCGAGAUCGGCUCUCUCAUCUGCGGCCUCGCUACCUCGUCGGUCAUGCUCAUUGUUGGUCGAGCAAUAGCCGGCCUUGGCUCAGCGGGUAUAUACGCCGGCAGCUUCAUCAUCAUCGCCUUCUCAACCAAGCCCGCCAGUCGCCCUAAGUACAGCGCCCUCCUCGGAAGCAUGUACGGCAUCUCCAGCGUCGUCGGCCCCCUAGUCGGCGGCGCCUUCUCUGACAAGGUCUCCUGGCGCUGGUGCUUCUUUAUCAACCUGCCGCUCGGCGCCGUCGCCCUCACAGGCAUUGUCUUCUUCUUGAAGCAGCCCGCACAAAACGCCGCAUUGCGUAAUCUUCCCAACAAGGAGAAGAUCAAGCGGCUCGACUGGCACGGCACACUCGUCUUCAUCGGCGCCCUCACGUCGCUCUUCAUCGCUCUCGAAUGGGGCGGUGACCGCUACGCCUGGGAUAAUGACCGCAUUGUUGUAAUGCUCUUCUUCUUUGGCCUAGGGAUCUGCGCCUGGGUGUGGAUCCAAUACUGGAAAGGCGAAUCCGGUACCGUCCCCGCGCGCAUUAUCGGGCAGCGCAGUAUCUGGACCGCGGCAUCCAGCUGCUACUGCAUGGGCGGCAGUUUCUUCAUCCUGCUGUACUUCAUCAGCAUAUACUUCCAGGCCAUUAAAGAUGCCUCGCCGCUCAAAUCGGGUGUCCAGAGCUUGCCAACGCUGCUGGGUCUUACGCUUGGCAUGACGAUCGCGGGACAUACGCAUAAGUUUGUCAAGUAUCAUGCUGCGUAUAUGGUUGGCUCCGCGGUCAUUGCGACGAUUGGGUGUGGGCUGAUUAGUACUUGGAGUCCGGAGUCGAACUCGCCGCGCUGGAUAGGAUAUCAGGCACUGUUCGGUAUCGGGCAGGGCUUUGGGUGGCAGCAGCCGCUGCUUAUCGCGCAGGCGUUCCUUGAGACCAAGGAUAUCCCAAUUGGAACGGCGCUUAUGAGCGGUAUCAAGCUUUUCGGAGGCGCAACGUUUAUCUCCGUCGGCUCGGCCGUCUUCAACAACAAGCUCAAGGAGAAACUGCGCCAGAUACCGGGCUUGGAUCUCCACGCUGUCCGGGAAGCAGGAGCCAGCGGCCUCAGACAGGCGAUCCAUGACCCCGCGCAGUUGCACGCCGUCAAGAACGCAUACAGCUCCGCUCUCUCGACUACCUUCACCAUUUCGGUGGUGCUAAGCUGUCUCGCCAUAGUCGGCGCGCUGGGCGUGGAGUGGAAGAUCCCGCCCGUCAAGAUCCCAGGCGGGCCCGGAGGCCCGGAUGCAGAUGCGGGUGCAGAGGCCGCCCGUGAGUAA